GCUCUCAAACAUGGCCGCGCUCAUCCAAGCCGUCGCUCGUCAAGCUCAGGCAACUUUCACUCGAAGUUUUCUCGCCGACGAAGCGUUCUCCGACUGCCUAGCACGACUACAAAGAGCGGCGAGCCAGAUCACCUGCAAGGACGUCAACCUGGACGAGAAAAUGCUCCACAGCAUAUCCAGGGCGACCUCGUACAAUGGAAGCGACGCGGCACCCGUCACCUACAUCUCGCUCUCCGAGAACCGCACCUUCACCAUGAGCAUCUUCAUCGUGAAGCGGGGUGCGCGCAUUCCCUUGCACGACCAUCCGUCCAUGUACGGCAUCCUCAAGGUUCUGUACGGUUCGGCUAAGAUAACGAGCUACAGCGCGAUCGGGCGGAGGACCGACGCCGUCACCGACGAGCUUAUCGUCGACGCGCAACGACACCCCGACGUCUCCGUGGGCGCCGAGAGCAACGCGUGCUGUCUCACGCCCACCGAGAGGAACAUUCACGAGAUCGCUGCGGUGGACGGUCCUGUGGCAUUUCUCGAUAUCCUGGCGCCGCCUUACAAUAUGAAAGAUAGAGACUGUCAUUAUUACAGAGUUGCGCGCGAAUCGCGCCAACAUCAGGGCAGCUCCGACGUUCAACUGGUCGAGGUGCCUACGCCUCACGACUUCUGGUGCGACGCUGCGCCGUACAGUGGUCCGCCCAUCACGCUGACGGAGACCGAGUCAUGAUGAUGUUUGGCGUUGUAGAGAAAGCGAUCGUUCGUAUUCUGUUCGUGAAGGAUUGAAUGCAAGCACGACCCGUUGACGUCGUCUCUCGCGCGGGAUGGCGUCAACAAACGGCUUGUUGGCUCCUGUUCACAUAGGAAUGUGUAGACGCGAGCAAUAGCACACCGGUUUCUUUUGCUAUCGACAACGGCAGAGAUGCACAUUGCAUUGGACUGCGCACUGACGUGCGCUUCAGCGCACAAGAAACGAGUCGUGCUUUCAUAACGCACAUGCAUAAAAUAUAUAGGAAAAUAAACCAUCUCACAUGUGCAAAAUAGA
This is a messenger RNA of Ixodes scapularis (black-legged tick), 1030 nucleotides long. Its product is annotated as 2-aminoethanethiol dioxygenase. Bases 11 to 715 code for a protein of 234 amino acids. The transcript has a single exon. Gene Ontology annotation, cellular component: mitochondrion. Gene Ontology annotation, molecular function: oxidoreductase activity, acting on single donors with incorporation of molecular oxygen, incorporation of two atoms of oxygen. Lineage: Eukaryota; Metazoa; Arthropoda; Arachnida; Ixodida; Ixodidae. The record is from RefSeq and is a predicted model, not a curated record.